Molecule: messenger RNA, 2142 nt
Organism: Odobenus rosmarus divergens (Pacific walrus)
Lineage: Eukaryota; Metazoa; Chordata; Mammalia; Carnivora; Odobenidae
Gene: SCNN1D
Product: sodium channel, non-voltage-gated 1, delta subunit
Exons: 15
Coding region: 1-2142 (713 amino acids)
Biological process (GO): sodium ion transmembrane transport
Cellular component (GO): membrane
Molecular function (GO): ligand-gated sodium channel activity
Source: RefSeq, a predicted model, not a curated record
AUGCGCAUCCACACCCAGCCACAGGCGGAUGACCUCACCCCUCCUCAGAGCCAAGGCCCCACCAGCAACCCCAACCCACUGUUGGAACUGGGCCCCGCCCUGCCUCAUCCCACGCCCAGCCAGCCUGUUAUAAACAGGUGGCUGCCUGGCCAGUGUCGGGCCACAUCCCACUUUGUCUUGUCACCUGCUAGAGCUGCCAUCACUGAGGCCACCCACCACGGGAGAAUGGAGGCACCUGCAGAAGGAGGCUCCAGCUUCCAGGUAGGAGCCACGGCCCAUGCAACCAGUGGUUCCCCAGUGUUCUGUGAGGCCCAGCGGCCCCUGCCACCACUGCUGGAGGGCAGGCCGAGAGAGAGGCUGGUGGAGCUACACACCUCCUUCAGGGAGCUGUUCACCUUCUUCUGCGCCAACGCCACCAUCCAUGGGGCCAUCCGCCUCGUCUGCUCCAGCCAGAACAGCCUCAAGACGGCGUCCUGGGGGCUGCUGCUGGUGGGCGCCCUGGGGGUGUUCUACUGGCAGUUCGGGCUCCUCUUAGCACAGUACUGGCGCUACCCGGUCAUCAUGACAGUGUCCGUGCACUCGGAGCUGCGGCUCUUCCCAGCCGUCACUCUGUGCGACAUGAACCCACACAGGCCACGCUCAGCUCGCUACCAUCUGCAGGCACUCGACGAGUUUGCCCGGGAGAAUAUCCACUCUCUCUACAAAUUCAACUUCAGUGAGAACAGGGACGUCCUCUUUGCUGAUGACCGGCUCCCACAGCCUGCCUUCUACCUGGACCGCGGGAUCCGCCUACAGAGGCUGAGCCAACCAGGUGGCCAGAACAAAGUGGGUUUCCGACUGUGUAACAGCACAGGGGGAGACUGCUUCUACCGGGCCUUCUCGUCAGCCGUGACAGCCGUCCGGCAGUGGUACCGCUUCCACUACGUGAACAUCUUGGCCCUGAUGCCCCCCGCCCGCGAGGACAGCCACCACAGCCACGGAGGCCACCUUGUCUUCUCCUGCCGAUUCGAUGGCCAGGACUGCCAGGCCCGGCACUUCCAAACGUCCCACCACCCCAGCUAUGGUAGCUGCUACACCUUCAGUGGCGUCUCAGCCGCGCAGCACCCGGGCAUCACCCAUGGGAUCAGCCUGGUCCUCAGGGCUGGGCAGCAGGACCACCUCCCUCUGCUGUCCACGGAGGCUGGCAUCAAGGUCAUGAUUCAUGGGCAUGACCACACGCCCUUCCUGGAGCACCAGGGCUUCAGCAUCCGGCUGGGCACCGAGACCACCAUCGGCAUCCGAGAGGACGAGGUGCACCGGCUAGGGGGCCCCUACGGCCACUGCACCAAGGGUGCGGAGGGCGUGGAUGUGCAGCUGUUGUACAACGCCUCGUAUACCCUGCAGGCCUGCCUUGUGUCCUGCUUUCAGCAGCUGAUGGUGGAGACCUGCUCCUGCGGCUACUACUUCUACCCCCUGCCGUCAGGGGCCGAGUACUGCAGCUACGCCAGGCACCCGGCCUGGGGUCACUGCUUCUACCGCCUCUACAGGGACCUGGGCACCCACCGGCUUCCCUGUACCUCCCGCUGCCCCAGGCCCUGCAGGGAGUCUUUCUACAAGCUCUCUGCCAGGACCUCCAGAUGGCCUUCCUCCAAGUCAGCCGACUGGAUCCUGGCCGUGCUGGGCAAGCGACGCCACAGGAGCCUGAGCCAGAGCCCAGGCCUCAGGAGCAACGUGGCCAAGGUGAACAUCUUCUACCAGGAGCUCAACUACCGUACGGUGGACGAGACGCCCGUUUACUCGGUGCCCCAGCUGCUUUCAGCCACGGGCAGCCUCUGGAGCCUGUGGUUCGGCUCAUCGGUUCUCUCUGUCCUGGAGCUGCUGGAGCUGCUGCUCGAUGCCAUAGCCCUCACGCUCCUACGGGGCUGCCGCUGGCUCCGCGGAGCUCGGGGGUCCCAGCCAGGGGCAGCCACAGUGGCAUCCCACGCCAAGCCAGAAGCCAACCAGUUGCCUGCUGACUGCAGGGAUGACAUUAAUCAUCUGGGGGCCCUGCUGGCCUCAUCUCCCACGAUGCUUCCAGGAGCUCUGGCAGGAGUCUUUGCUGAAGAGUUAGGCCAAGUGAGGGGCCCAGCCUCCCUGCACCUGAGCCAGCCAGACUUGUUCUGA